AUGAAAGAUACAGUAACUUCGUCUUUGCCGCCUCCUCCGGAUUAUAACGAAUCCCAAGUUCCCCCGGCCUCGGCCGCUGCUGCCGCUGCCGCUGCGAACCCAAACCCAACCUCUUAUUACCAAAGCGAGGAAACUCGAGACUUUAUCCCAGAUGAUUUCAAAUAUUCCGUGACCGUGACGUCCUGCGAGCCCCGAAUCCGUCGCUGGUUCAUGCGCAAAGUGUAUACGCUGCUUUCGUGCCAGCUGGUUUCGUCUUUCGCGUUCUGCUUCUGGGUCAGUCGCUCCCCCAAAAUUCAAGACGCUAUUUAUCGUCACCAAGUACUGUACGUCCUUGUCGCUUUGGCCGGCUUGGUCAGCUGUGUCUGGCUCACUCUGGCUCCCAGGGCAAGUGAUUACGACGAGGAGUACUCGGGUUUGACCUCGGAAACCCAAGAAACUCAGGGUACAGCAACACGCCCGGCUUCUAGACAGCCAUGGUAUUGCUUGUCGUACCGCGGCCAGUUGAUACUGCUGGCAUUUUUCACGCUUUGUGAGGCCUAUACGCUUUCCCUGGUCACUCUGGUGUACGACCCGCGCACUAUCUUAAGUGCACUUUUCAUCACAGGCACUGUUGUGGUGGGUAUCACCGCUAUGGCUCUAUCUGACAGGUUCGAGACUACCGUGACAGCCUCCAACACGAUCUACUACUGGCUGAAUCUCGCUAUGUGGCUGCUGAUAGGUAUUGGAUUCUCAUCAAUAUUUUUUGGCAUGAAUGCGAAAGUGGACUUGUUGUACAGUUGGCUGGGAGCCGCGGUGUUCACAGUAUACCUGUUCAUCGAUACACAGCUCAUCUUCCGCAAAGUUUACCCCGAUGAAGAAAUACGCUGCGCGAUGAUGCUUUACUUGGACAUUAUCAAUCUGUUCCUGUACAUUCUGCGGAUCUUGGGUCGCAAUCGGGAAGACUAG
Lachancea meyersii CBS 8951 is the source of this 945-nucleotide messenger RNA. The record is from the annotation of a GenBank genome assembly. NCBI's taxonomy places the organism in Eukaryota, Fungi, Ascomycota, Saccharomycetes, Saccharomycetales, Saccharomycetaceae.